GAAAUGAUGAAAUGGAUAUUUUGAAACUAAAUGGUUUAGAUGAUAUUCUUGUAAUGAAUGAAAAUGAUAUUUCUUCUUGGAUAUUUUGUAUUAUAGGAUUUGGUAUAAUUGCCAUUGUAAUUAUUGCAUUUUUGCAUUUUAACCACACAAGUGCAAUAAUGGGAACAUUGUUAGAUAAAGCAAAAGCAUUUGUUCAAGGCUUAUUAUGUAGUGAUAAAGUAAUCAAAUUACUUAAUGCUGCAAAUAAUUAUUUAUCUAGUUACUCCAAAAGAGAUGUAUCAAAUGAUACAAAAUUAAAAAUAAAAAGAGUUUUUACCCACAUUGACAAAUCUGAGAAAAUUGAUAAACGAGUUGAAGUAUUUUUAAGAAAGGUGAAUACUCGUUUAUUGGAAUCUGUAUUGAUGAAAUGUAAAAUAGAACUCGAUAAUGAUCAAAGUGGUUUAAAUUGUUUUUACUCAGCAAAUAUUUUUGCCGAUGAUAAAAUAACUGCCAAAGUAAAAUCUGUAAUUGACAAAAUUGUUUUGGAUGUUUCCCAACAAAUAAAAGAAGAGACUAAAAAGAGUUUAAAGUAUGAUUCGUAUGCUGAGAGGUUGCAUGAAUUUGCAAACAAUAUCAUGAUAAACAAUGAACUUUUAAAAGAUUUAUGGAGUUCUAUACAUCGAUUAUUAACAAUAUCAAAUAUUAAUACACUCGAUUCAAAUGAUUGUCCAAACUCUGAUAUUAAUAAAAUGAUUGAAAUAUUUCUUAAGAAACAAUUAAUGACUCGGAUCACUGAAGAAGGUAGAAAAGUUGUUAAACGUGUUUAUUACAAACGCGAUUUAGAAAUGUAUAGAUGCUUAACUGAGUUAAAUAAGAAUCACAAAAUCGAUGAUGAAGAUUUAAAGAAAAAGUUAUAUGAAAAACGGAAAAAAGAUCUUGAGGAAACUACAGACAUACAACUAGAAAAUGCUUUGACCAAAGAUUAUUUCAGGCAGCUAUCAAAGUUGCUCGACAGAACUAGACAAAUACAUCUACUCGCAGAAUUGUUAGAAGAAAAUACCCCUGUAUCAGAAAUAUAUUUACCAGUAAUGACCCAAGUUGUUCCUCAAGUGCUCGGUUUUAAAUAUUUAACAAUCGUUUGUACUACUGACGAUGGUGAUAUUAUUAAAUCGUACACAACUCCAAACUUUAACAACACAUCACAUAUUUCCAUAACGAUUAGCUUAGUCAACAAUAAAUUUCAAUUAUUCGAUAAUGGUUAUAUCAAUGAGUUUAAACAGUUUCUUAAAUCACCUAAUAAUUUAUAUGAAGCUCUGGAUGGAAAGCACAACUGUAUGUUAUCAGAAGAAAAAUUUGGACAACGUGUUGCCAAAUAUAUAAAAGGUAAUGACAACAUAAAAAAUGUUAUUAUGGAUAUUUGGAAAAGUAUUGAUGGUGUCAGCAAGAAGGAAAAUAAGAUUGUGAGGAGAAAAGAUGCAAGAAAAAAUUUUGAUUAUGAAAUUGAAGAGGUGGAAUCAAAUCUAUACUCAAUUAUAGCUCAAGAAGUUAAAAAUGCCAAAACAGAUUCACAAAAUGUCAGAUCUGAUGAUCUCCUAGAAACUAUGUCAAAUUCAAGUCACUCGAGUUUCAGAAGUGCACAAACAACACAAUCUUGUAGUGAUUUUCUAGGAGGGUUGAGAGAUAAUGAUUUUCUGGAAACUGUUUCUAAUGCAAGUUAUCAUAGUUGUGAACGAGAACAAUCUGUAAAUUCUUUUGAUGGACAGGAAAUCAAUCGGCACUUGGAAGUUGGGAGAUCACCAGAAGUGGUGCAGACCAAAAACGGAAGGAGACAUCAUUAUGGCGGUCGUAGGUCUAAACUGAAUAAAGAUAGCAGGCUCGAGAAUUCGAAAGCAAUUAAAAAGAUAGAUAUAGAUGAACAGCUAGUUAACCAGAAAAUGAAAAGUUCAUUAGAACAAUUUGCUUCAAUGUUUUAUGGAUUAAGUGAUGACGAAUGCAAAGAUAUUUUACUUCAAUUAUUAAAACUUCAACAGAUUCCUACAGGAGAAACUAUUUCUGAUGAUUGGUUUCAAGAAUUUAAAUUGUGCCAUAAACUGAAUCUUGCAGGAUCAUCAUUGCUUGCAGAUAAUAUAAAUAUGUUUUUCAACAAGCUUGAAAAUCUAAUUGAAAAGCUUUCUUUGACUGAUGGAAGUCGUAUUUUCUGUUUAGAUGAAACAUGCUUCCAUUAUGAUAAAGUGAAUGAACAAGGAUCAAAUGUUUUUACGGCUUGCUGUAUUGUAAGCGCUGAUGGAAAAGCAUUGGCUCCUACAGUAGUUUUACCAGACACAAAGCUGGUUAAAAAUUUACCUACAAACAAUUUUUGGUUUACGAGUUCUAAUGGUUUGCCAAAUUUUGAUUUAUUUACUGGAAUUAUGAGUCACUUUAUUAAAUAUUCUUCUUCAUCUAACCAAAAUCCAAGUAUUUUAAUAUUUGAUGAUCAUAAAUGCCAUAUGUCAGUGGAAGCUUUGAAUUUGGCUCAAAGUUCUGGUGUACAUAUAUUGAUAUUGAGUCGUGAAAUGUCUUCUUAUAUGUUGCCCAUAAAAGUAGGAAUUUCUGACUUAGUUCAAUAUGUGUAUAAAGAGCAGUAUUCGAAGAUCAGGAAUAUUAAAAAAGUAAUGAGUGGAGAUGAUGUAUUGAAAAUUGCUCUGGAUUUGUUCAACAAAUUUUUCACUGAGAAAAUGAUUACAAAUGCUUUUCGGAUUUGUGGUAUUUAUCCCUUAGAUCGAAUUAUUGUGGAAGAAAAAUGUUUAAGGUGAUUUUAUUUAGUAUUAAUUUACACACACAUAAACAUACAUAUAUCUGAUUUAAUUAACUACACAUCGACAAGUUAAUUUAUUUUACCUGAUGA
This is a messenger RNA of Ctenocephalides felis (cat flea), 2863 nucleotides long. RefSeq lists its product as uncharacterized. NCBI's taxonomy places the organism in Eukaryota, Metazoa, Arthropoda, Insecta, Siphonaptera, Pulicidae. Gene Ontology annotation, molecular function: nucleic acid binding. The coding region runs from base 12 to 2771 and encodes 919 amino acids. The record is from RefSeq and is a predicted model, not a curated record. The transcript is spliced from 4 exons.